Necator americanus (New World hookworm) is the source of this 1731-nucleotide messenger RNA. RefSeq lists its product as uncharacterized. Lineage: Eukaryota; Metazoa; Nematoda; Chromadorea; Rhabditida; Ancylostomatidae. The coding region runs from base 1 to 1731 and encodes 576 amino acids. Gene Ontology annotation, molecular function: sphinganine-1-phosphate aldolase activity; pyridoxal phosphate binding. Gene Ontology annotation, cellular component: endoplasmic reticulum. The transcript has 13 exons. Gene Ontology annotation, biological process: carboxylic acid metabolic process; sphingolipid catabolic process. The record is from RefSeq and is a predicted model, not a curated record.
AUGCAUUCCACACAUCCUAUGUGGCGUAUUGUCUUCGAGCACGUUGACGAGGCUCGAGCACUUGUCAACAGGCAGUGUUCUCAUUUAGAAUCGUGGCAGAUUAUGUCGUACACGUUAGCUGCUUGUUUUCUGGUUAUGUGGUUUCGACGGAUGAAUCGUUCGGAUAAGCCAUUCAUCCACAGACUGAGAAGCUCUGUGUACUCAAUUAUUCGGUCUCUUCCUUGGGUAAAAAGAAGAGUGAAAGCUGAUCUUGAAAGGGCUCGUAAAGAAAUUGAAGAGGAAGUCCAUCAGUAUGACCAGAAGCGCGAAUUUUACAAGUUUUUACCUGAGCAUCCACUCGGAGGCGAAGAGCUACUCUCGGAAGCUCGUCAGUACGCUUCAAUGGGUGAGCGACGUUAUAUGGAGCAUUACGACCCUCGUACGAGGAAUCAAGACCUCUCGUUGUGCGCAAAGAUUUACGAUCUCUUCUCUCAUUCUGACCCACAUCGCUCGGAUGCGUUUCCCGGAGCGAGAAAAAUGGAAGCCGAAAUUUUGAGGAUGGCGUUGUCAAUGUUCCAUGGCGGUGCUGAGGCGGGUGGUGUAGUAGCAGGAGGUGGAACAGAAGCAACAUUGCUAGCUUGCCUCGCUUAUCGCAAUCGAGCUUGGGCAAGAGGUAUGUAUCGCCCAGAAAUAGUUGCGCCUUCUACUGCCCAUCCGGCACUGGACAAGGCAGCAGCACUUUUUAGAAUGACAAUCAGGCGUGUACCAGUGAGGGAAGAUGACCGAGUUCACGCAGCUGCUGUUAAAAGAGCGAUCGGUCCGCACACUUGCAUGAUUGUCGCCUCAGCUCCGAAUCACAUCACAGGGACCGUAGAUCCAAUUGAGAAACUUUCUGAGGUGGCACAACGAUUUGGUGUACCACUACAUGUGGAUUGCACCCUUGGUGGCUUUCUACUUCCCUUCAUGGAGUACUGCGACUAUUCCAUCCCCACUUUUGACUUUCGUCUACCUGGAGUCACUUCCAUUGCAAUCGAUUUGCACCGCUACGGUCAAGCUCCGCGAUCGUGUUCGGUUCUAAUGUACCGUGACCAGUCAAUGAUGCGUCAUCAGUGCUUCUGUAACAGUGACUGGGCUGGCGGUGUCUAUGCGACUCCCACGAUAGCUGGCGGUCGAGAUGGAGGUGCUGUUGCAACGGCAUGGGCAACACUUUUGGGCAAGGGUCGAGAUGGGUACAUAAAUGCCUGCCAUCGAGUAGUCGAAACCACACGCCGCCUUGCGGAUCUACUUUCCGAUAUUGAUGGAAUUACAUUAAGAGGAGCUGCUGAUUUAUGUAUCGUGGCAUUUGAAACCACCCUUGGGGAUAUCUAUGUUCUUGUUGAUUUCAUGACUACUAAGGGUUGGCAUGUGGAUCCUCUUUUGUCUCCGGAGGCAGCAAGAGUCCCAGUUACGUUGAGGAUGUGUGAAGAAGGUGUACUAGAGGCUUUCGUAGAAGAUGUCUAUGAAGGCCUCCGUUAUCUCAGUGAGAAUCCUACGAAGACCACAAAGACAUCAGCUUUUUACCACAUGUUGCAAACGGUGGCUGACAGGAUGCUUGUAGACGAACUCUCACUGAUUCGUUUGCAAGCGCAUUACAGCGUUCCACCUCCUUUGGAUCGAGACCAUCGAGCAGUGCGCUCCCUAAGUGUAGAUGGUCGUAAAAUCAGCAUGUUGACGUCGACGGAGGUUAUGAAACCCUCAUCUGAGAAGGCAUAA